AAGGAGACCAAGGCGGAAGCUUCAGGCGGCGGUGGCAGCAGCUGCUGCAACAAGGGUCACAGAUUUUAAAGGCAACUAGAGAAGAGCGUACAUCUACAAAGUCAUCAUUAUUUAGAAGGUCUUUUGACUUUGAAUCAGGUCUAAUGUAAGAUAAGUUUUCUGAAGCAGUGAUAAUCUUAAGACAACAUCCAGAGACAAGUAAUCAUGAACACCAAAGAUUUUGUAGUUAUUCCCUGGGGGAAACCUGGAAAUUCUGUAAAACUAAAAUAUAAGAAACAUGCUCAGGAACUUCAAAUGGAGAAAAUUCAGCUAGAACUAGAGAACCAAAGAAUGGAAGAGACAUUACGAGAAUUCCAAUCCAUACAGAACAAGGGAAAGGAAGAAAUCAAGUCAGGUGGAUAUCACUGGAAAUCUGGAAGUGUGGGCAAAUUUGGCAACAAGUCACAUAUAAAGUCACAAAGUAAAGGGAAUGCUACUAAGCUCCCUGCUGGAAAUGUGAAAUUAAAGUUACUAAAGGAACAGAUUGAAGCACCAGCAAAACAACUCGUUAAUUACAAAAUGGCUCAUUCUUUUGGAAAUGAAAAACCCAAGGUUAAAAAGAAAGUUUGUGGACAGUGUGAGAACAAAGCUGCUCUCCUUGUAUGCCUGGAAUGUGGUGAAGAUUAUUGCUCAGGAUGCUUUGCUAAAAUGCACCAGAAGGGGGCACUAAAGUUCCAUAGAACAACUCUUUUACAGGCAAAGUCUCAAAUCUUAUCCAAUGUGCUAGAUGUUGCUCAUCAGUUUAUAAAAGAAGCAAAUCCACCCAAUGAAGUGAUUACUUCCACAGAAGCAUCCACUAAAAGUCAGCAGAAACCCAAAGCUCCACUUCUUCAGGAGAAGAUCUCUGAGGUAGAAACUACAGCAGCAAAAGGGGGAGAAGGUACAAAUCCAAAGUACAAGCCCUUGUGUGAAAUGCCUUUUGAUGAAGAAGCUUCUGCCAAGUCCUUUCAGGAAGCCUUAACUCAGUGGCGAGCUGGACAACAGGAGGAAAACAAGCAACAGGACAUACAUGCAACAAAACCAGACUCAGUGGAAGAAUGUGAAGUACAAACUAAUUUGAAAAUUUGGUCUGAACCAAUUAACAUAGAAUUUACAGAAGACAGUCUGUCCUACAUGGAAAAAUUAUGGCUUAAAAAACACAGAAGAACUCCACAGGAGCAACUUCAGAGCUUACUACCAAGUAUGACCCCACAUCCCUCUGAAGGUACUAUGGAGGAACAAUGGUCUCAAAAUGAAAGUGAUGCUGAUAGUGAUGUUGAAGAGAUUAAAGUACAAUACCCACCUCUUUUUAUGCCAGUAGAAAAAGUGAAUAUAAAGAGACCUCCACCAUCACUAACAAUAGUAGAACUGGAUAGUAGUCAUGAAGCAGAACUUGAAGAACCAGGGGAUGCCGUGCCUUACAGAGUUCAAUUAGCUAAUGCAGAGAGUCAAGUAAGUUCUACAUUUCCCGAUUAUCAGAAUUGUUUCCCACGUGAAAAUAGCAUCCAUCAACAUCUUGUUUUCAAUAAGGGAAAAUCAGACCUCUUAAGUCUUUGUUUGAGAACUCACUCUACAUACCACAAAGAUGAAUUAAAAGCAGCAUCUUCAAAUACAGAUUUUGGCAAUACUAUGGAGUCUGAUAUCUAUUCGCAUGAAUUCAAACAAGUAGGAGAAACCAGCUCUUUGAAACAAAAUGUAACAGAAAAAAAUAAAGACCCAGGAAACAACCAAAAUUCUGGUGAUUCCAGCAUGCCAUUUUGGAGCAAGGUUUCCUUGCCAACUGCAGAUUUUGAUACAUAUUUCCUGGAGGAGAAUUCAUCUCAAGAUACCAGCAUAUCCUUGGAAUGCAGCAAUCCAAAUGAGAGACCAAACUUGGAAGAUUCAAAAAUUACAAAGUCACCUCUGCUGUUACAAGAUAUAGCCCUCAGAAAAAAACCAGUAAAUGAACGGUAUCAAGGUCUUGAGAAGUUCUUUACCCUUCAUAAGAAUGAAAGACUCCGCUCCACUCCUUCACCAAGCCUAAGAGGCAGCCAUUCCUGUUCCAGGAUAACAUUCACAGAAGACAAAGUGUGGAUCCCAGGCAGCAGCUUAAGUGAGCAUGCUGUUAGUGUAGUUGCCUUGUGCAAUCUGCAGAGUGCUGGAAAUUCACUUCCAAAUAUGCAACAGCAAAAGACAGGCCAGAAAUCACAGAGACCUUCAACAGCAAACUUUCCUGUGUCCAGCUGGGCUCAUAAAGAUUCCAGCUGCCCUUUGUCCUCUUGUCCUCGAUCAAUGAGUGUAGCAGCUGCUCAUUCUCUAUCCAGAGCUGCUUCUGAAAUCUCAGAAAUUGAGUACAUUGAUGUCACUGACCAGAACCAGCCACUGUUAGAUAACACUGCAGAUCAACAAGCUUUAGACAGUUUGGAGAACGAACUGAAAGUGCUGAGAAAACUUUCAGAGCCUUCAGAAAAACUUCAGAGUCUAUCCUCAGAAGAGUUACAGGCCUUCACCCACCAUUCUUUGAAUGUCAGUCAGAUGUCUGAAGAUCUCCUUGAGGUGUCUUGUGAUAGUGAUCCCAGUGAAAUAGAGAUCAGCUCUUCUGGAAGAAAUACUGAAAUGCAGUCUUUGCUAUCACUUGGUGAUUAUAGUACUGAUGAGGAAGAGGAAGAUUUUCUUGAAAGGCAACAUGUCAUUACAUUACCAUGGACGAAGAAUGUGUAGCAGUUCAUUGCUUCUCCAUUUUGUACCUAGA
Molecule: messenger RNA, 2749 nt
Organism: Phodopus roborovskii (desert hamster)
Lineage: Eukaryota; Metazoa; Chordata; Mammalia; Rodentia; Cricetidae
Gene: Zbbx
Product: zinc finger B-box domain containing
Exons: 21
Coding region: 205-2718 (837 amino acids)
Biological process (GO): cilium movement
Cellular component (GO): motile cilium
Molecular function (GO): zinc ion binding
Source: RefSeq, a predicted model, not a curated record